CCAGCCUUCUGUCUGGGCUGCAGGAUAAAAGCUCCUCCUGCCAGGCUGCUGGAUCAGUCUCAGGUCCAGGCUGCACCCUGAUCUGCAUUUGAAGUAUCUUUCAUUUUGAAAUCAUCUCUGAGUUUCCAGCAUGUCGACUGCACAGAGUCUGCAGGAGGUUUUCACCAACAGCACCGAAAACACCACCAGAGCCCAGGACUGGACCGAGGUGUACGAAGCCGUCAGGUGGAUCCAGCUCGUCAUGGCUGUUCUCAGUAUUCUGGGUUCAGGCUCCAUCAUCAUCUGUGUGAUGUUACAGAGACUCAGCCGGACGCCGGAGCUGCAGCCUCUGUUCCUGCUCAGUGUGUCGGACCUGCUGCUCGCUCUCUGCUGGCUGGUCGGAGCUGCUCUGUUCUCUCGACACUGCAGCCACCUGCACACGCACUGCUACCACCUGCACACUGUGGAACAGAUCCUCUACAUGGCCUCCUUCUUCUACACGCUCAACUACAUGUGGAACCUCUACACCGAAAUCAGAGAGAAGCUCUACAGCUGCAUGACCGGAUACUCGGUACACUUUUCCAACAGAGUGAGCACCGCUGGCAAAAUCACCGCGCUGCUUUCAGGUCUGUUUCCUGUGCUGCUGAUGGCACCUGUUUUCAUACAAGGAAACAUCAGCCAAUGUCAAGCUAACUUCAGCGAGCCAUACAGGUGUCUGCUGAUGCACACCGGAGCGCUGUAUCUUACCUCAGAGCACCAGCAGCCAAUCAGAGCCUGCAGCCUGCUGCACACCUACUGCAUGGGCAUCUUCCUCGCCACCUUCUUCCUCACACUUCUCAGCAUUAUUGUGCUCGUGGUCAAAGCCUGUCAUAUUUACAGGCGGGUCGUGACAUCAAACGGUUACUUAGGCAACCAGCAGCGGGCCUCCUUUCGUGUGAUGGACCGGCGGAUGCUCCUUUACCCGCUGAUCUUCGUCCUCUGUUGGGGUCCAGCGGUGGGUCUGGCAUUUCUUCAGGUGGUGAAACCCACAGCGGGUCAGGGCAAGGCCGGGGUCGCCCUCUACAUAUCACAGGCUUUCACCUCAGCCUCUCAGGGUUUCCUAAACUGCCUGGUCUACGGAUGGACCCGUGCACAUCUCCGCCGAGCCGGCAGGAGGGUUCUAUCCCGAGACGUGGACACUCAGACGCCUCUCCUGAGGGCACAGAAGAAAAGAAGCUACCAAACGCUCCGCACCCUUUGCUGAAAGAAAGAGAAGUGACAAAGUGAGACUGAGUAGGUGUUUUUUCAGUCAUCUGCUGCAAAGACUCGAGAGGAAAGAUCUAUACUUUCACUUCAGUCAGUGAGAGGGAAAACACCGGGGCUGAGUCUCUGCAGGGGUUUUGAUUUCCACCUCAGAUCCUGAACCACUGAGGCGAGAAAAAGGGAAGAAGAAGAAAGAGGGGGACUUUACUACGAGAGGAAGAGCACGCAUUGAAAGACACGUGGCUGCAUUCACUCUGUAAACAAAACCUCACGGGUGGUUUGAAGUUAUUUUUAAAUCUUACAGUUUAGAACAAUUGAUUUUUUCUUACCUUAAAAUCAGAAUCAGAAUCAGAAUCAGAAAUACUUUAUUGAUGGGGAAAUUCUUUUGUCACAAUUGCACUUGUCAAAGGUAGAUACAUAAAGAGUAUAUAAAUAUAAUAGUAUAAAUAUAAAAAAAUAAAG
Micropterus salmoides (largemouth bass) is the source of this 1683-nucleotide messenger RNA. RefSeq names its product transmembrane protein 116-like. Gene Ontology annotation, molecular function: G protein-coupled receptor activity. Gene Ontology annotation, biological process: adenylate cyclase-activating G protein-coupled receptor signaling pathway. The record is from RefSeq and is a predicted model, not a curated record. Gene Ontology annotation, cellular component: plasma membrane. NCBI's taxonomy places the organism in Eukaryota, Metazoa, Chordata, Actinopteri, Centrarchiformes, Centrarchidae.